UUUAAUUAAAAUUUUAAAUUUAAAUUUAUGCUCUGCUAUAUUGUUUUCGAAUAAUUAAACUAUUUUAUGCUGUUCGUUCUCUGUUUUUAAGUAGAGAGCUUCGGCUGUUAGAAUCGAGUGCUGUGUUUUGGUUGUUUUACGAAAAUAAAUGGUCCUGAAGAUUGUGUAACUAUGGAGUUAGCACAGAGUGCUGCAUUCUUCGGCUGUACUCGAAAGUGUAUUCCUGGGGAAGGGGAAUGGAGAAAUCUUUAUAGCCAUUCCAAUUCUCGGCAGGAGCGUUGGACAAUCUGUAAGAAGAGAAGAAAGGAUCUGACCGUUAGGGUAAUUCAGAGAGGUUCUGAAAGUUCCACAAGAUCAUUGGCCGUCAAAGCAAGUGAUGGGGGAGUGGAGGUGGAGACAGCAGUAGUGGAGAAGCCCAGGGUGCGAACGUUCGAAGUAUACAGGGGCAAUCCAAUGCCUUUUGGUGCCAUAGCGCAAGAUGAUGGAGUGAAUUUUGCAAUCCACUCUAGUGGUGCAGAGUCUGCUACUCUUUGCUUAAUCAGCCUCUCAGAUUUACAAGAGCAGAACAGAGUGACUGAGCAGAUCUCCCUUGAUCCACUAAGUAACAAGACGGGGGAUGUUUGGCAUGUGUUUUUGAAAGGAAAUUUUGAAGAUAUGCUGUAUGGUUACAAGUUUGAUGGAAAAUUUUCCCCUGAAGAAGGGCAUUACUUUGAUCCUUCUCGAAUUGUGUUGGAUCCUUAUGCUAAGGCAGUUAUAAGCAGAACGGAGUAUGGUGCCUACGGCCCUGAAGAUAAUUGCUGGCCCCAAAUGGCUGGCAUGGUACCUUCUCCUGAUAGAAAGUUUGAUUGGGAGGGAGAUUUGCCUUUAAAAUAUUACCAGAAGGACCUUAUAAUCUAUGAAAUGCAUGUUCGUGGCUUUACAAGACAUGAAUCAAGCAUGAGUAGAUUUCCUGGGACUUAUCUUGGCAUAGUGGAGAAACUUGAUCACUUAAAGGAACUUGGAAUCAACUGUAUAGAGCUAAUGCCAUGUCAGGAGUUCAAUGAGCUAGAGUAUUUCAGCUACAAUUCUGUUUUGGGUGACUACAAGCUGAAUUUUUGGGGAUAUUCAACUGUCAAUUACUUUUCACCAAUGAUAAGAUACAGCUCAUCGGGCAUCCUUAACUGUGGCCGCAAUGCAAUAAAUGAAGUCAAAGUUCUUGUCAGAGAAGCUCAUAAACGAGGAAUCGAGGUAAUCAUGGAUGUUGUGUUCAAUCAUACAGCUGAAGGCAAUGAAAACGGUCCUAUAUUAUCAUUUAGAGGUGUUGAUAACAGUGUCUAUUAUAUGCUUGCACCAAAGGGUGAAUUCUAUAAUUAUUCAGGUUGUGGCAACACUUUCAACUGCAAUCAUCCUGUUGUGCGCCAAUUUAUAGUGGAUUGUCUAAGAUAUUGGGUUACAGAGAUGCAUGUGGAUGGCUUUCGCUUUGAUCUUGCGUCUAUACUGACCAGGAGUAGCAGUCUUUGGGAUGCAGUUAAUGUAUAUGGGAAUCCAAUAGAAGGCGACUUGUUGACAACAGGCACUCCCCUGAGUAGCCCUCCGUUAAUUGAUAUGAUCAGUAAUGAUCCAAUCCUUUGUGGAGUGAAGCUUAUUGCUGAAGCAUGGGAUACUGGUGGGCUUUACCAAGUUGGUACAUUUCCACACUGGGGUAUUUGGUCAGAAUGGAAUGGGAAGUAUCGAGAUAUAGUUCGACAGUUCAUCAAAGGUACAGAUGGAUUUUCCGGGGCUUUUGCUGAAUGUCUUUGUGGUAGCCCAAAUCUAUACCAGGGAGGAGGAAGGAAACCUUGGAACAGCAUCAACUUUGUAUGUGCACAUGAUGGAUUCACUUUGGCUGAUCUUGUUACAUACAACAAGAAGCAUAACUUGGCAAAUGGGGAAGACAACAAUGAUGGAGAGAAUCACAACAAUAGCUGGAACUGCGGACAAGAGGGAGAGUUUGUGAGCCUUCCAGUCAAAAGACUGAGGAAAAGACAAAUGCGGAAUUUCUUCCUCUGCCUUAUGGUUUCCCAAGGUGUGCCAAUGAUUUACAUGGGUGACGAGUAUGGUCAUACGAAGGGAGGCAACAACAAUACAUAUUGCCAUGAUAACUAUAUUAACUAUUUCCGCUGGGAUAAGAAGGAAGAGUCUUCAUCUGACUUUUUCAGGUUUUGCUGUCUCAUGACAAAGUUUAGGCGUGAAUGUGAAUCCCUUGGUUUAUAUGAUUUCCCGACAGCAGAACGACUGCAGUGGCAUGGACACACACUUGGAAUGCCAGACUGGUCUGAAACGAGCCGAUUUGUAGCCUUCUCCUUGAUUGAUUCAGUGCAUAGAGAGAUUUACGUUGCAUUCAACACUAGCCAUUUACCUGUCAUUGUUACUCUACCAGAAAGGCCUGGUUACAGAUGGGAACCCCUGGUUGACACUAGCAAGCCAUCACCAUUUGACUUCCUUUCAGAGGAUUUAUCAGAAAGAGAUGCAGCAAUAAAACAAUAUGCCCACUUCCUCGAUGCCAACUCAUACCCAAUGCUUAGUUAUUCAUCCAUCAUCCUGCUGCUUUCUCUAGAUGACCAAGCUUAGCUCAUGUCCAACUUCUCCUACUAUGUCCUAUAUGUGCAUCCUUCUCUACCAAUACAUUGGUCUUAGUAGACAACCUUGCAAGUACUGCAAGAGGCUACUGUGACACACAGAACAUGUUAAUAAUGUAAUUUCUAAGCAAUCUGCAUGGUAAAGGAAUAAAGAGAUUUAAAUGCAGUUGAAAUUUGAGGUAACAUUUAGGAUUUUGGAAUGUGAUUGAAAAUGUAAUUACUAUAGAUAUAUGUAUGAAAGAUUAGAAA
Telopea speciosissima is the source of this 2846-nucleotide messenger RNA. Its product is annotated as isoamylase 1, chloroplastic. The transcript has 18 exons. Gene Ontology annotation, molecular function: hydrolase activity, hydrolyzing O-glycosyl compounds. Gene Ontology annotation, biological process: carbohydrate metabolic process. Bases 172 to 2589 code for a protein of 805 amino acids. The record is from RefSeq and is a predicted model, not a curated record. Lineage: Eukaryota; Viridiplantae; Streptophyta; Magnoliopsida; Proteales; Proteaceae.